Otolemur garnettii (small-eared galago) is the source of this 876-nucleotide messenger RNA. Its product is annotated as T-cell surface glycoprotein YE1/48-like. The record is from RefSeq and is a predicted model, not a curated record. Lineage: Eukaryota; Metazoa; Chordata; Mammalia; Primates; Galagidae. The transcript has 6 exons. The coding region runs from base 1 to 876 and encodes 291 amino acids.
AUGAGUGAUCAGAGAGUGAUUUAUUCAACCCUGAGAUUUCUGCAGCCUCCUUCAGAGUCACAGAGUAGACUAAGGCCAGGGGUCACUCAGAGACCUGGGAAAACGGAGGACAAAGGCUUUUCACUGAUAACAAUUUUCUCCCUUUCAGUGUCCUGGCGUCUCAUUGCAGUGACUCUUGGGAUCCUCUGUUUACUUUUGUUGAUGACAGUUGCAGUGCUAGUGACAAAGAUUUUUCAGGGCAUUCCAGAGAAACUUCAUCAGCAGGAAAUUCUAAGAAACCUUAGUCAAAAGUACCACAUUAUGCAAAAUGACAAAUACUUAAAGGAGCAGCUUUUGACAAAUAAGACUUUAGAAUAUGAGAUUUUAAAAAAUAAAAGUCUUCAGCAGAACAAGAAACUGGCCUCAUUUUUAAUAAAAAACAACAGAUGUUUUAACAAAAAAGAGGUCUCUUCAAAAUCUUUGCAAAAUACAGCCAUAUGCUGUUAUGGAUUGAACUGUUAUUAUUUUACCAUGGAAAAUAAAGACUGGAACGGAUGUAAACAGACUUGCCAAAGUCACGGAUCAUUCCUUUUGAAGAUAAAUGAUGAACUUGAACUGGCCUUCAUUCAAUCCCAGACUCACAAAAAUUAUUACUGGAUUGGAUUAUCGUAUGAUCACAGAGAAAGGAAAUGGAAAUGGAUUGAUAAUGGCUUGUCUUAUUCUGGAAUUAAUUCUUGGAUAAUGAGUUUACCUUCCGGUGAGGGACAAUGUACAUUUUUAUCUUCCACAAGAAUGGCAACUGCUGAUUGCAUUAAAACUUACCCUUGCAUCUGUGAAAAGAGAAUUGACUUUGGCUCUAUUUUCUCUGCUUCAACGUGUACUAAGAAGAAAAGCUAA